GAUAAUAUAAUAAGUAAUAAAAUAUAAAAUUCAAUUUCUUAUUGUUUCUUUAUUUAAAUUUACAAUUUACAUAUUUCUCCAAAUAUUUAAAGAACGUAAUUUUAAGAAAAAAUCACAUACACAGGGAACAAUAAUCAACAAUAUGUUUCGCCAAAUGUUUACCCGUGGAUUAUGCCGGGCUAUUAUUUUGCCCACCUAUAACUGCUUGAAAUCUGCUGCGGUGCAAAGCUCAAUGAAAUUUUCCAAUUUAGCUGCUUAUUACAUAUGGCCCAGAGGUCUUAGGUCUCAAAAUGGUUAUUUCUCGCGUUUGUAUUCUGAUAAAAUUGAACCACCGACAUUGACUGCUGAUUACAAGUAUGUGAAAAAAGCUACAACCAAUUCUUCUGUUUUAAUUGUUGAUGUAAGGGAACCUGAUGAAGUCAAGGAACAUGGAAAAAUACCAAAUAGCAUUAAUAUACCCUUGGGUACAGUUCCUGCAGUACUUGGUGAAAUGUCAGACAAACAGUUCCAGCAGACUUUCAACAGAGUGAAGCCAUCUGCAAAUACGGAGAUAAUAUUCUAUUGCAUGAUUGGAAAGAGGUCUGGCAAGGCUCAGCAGGAAGCUAUUAGCGCAGGGUAUAAAAAUACAAGGAAUUAUCAAGGCAGCUGGAAUGACUGGGCUAGCAAUCAACAGGCAGGAUAGACAGCGUAGUAACCAUCUUGUGAUCAAAAUAAUUUAUUAGUCUUGUUUUGUUGAGUCAAUUACAUAACGUGUUGUUUCAAAUGUUGGAAUAAAUUGUUGAUAUAACUUUA
Leguminivora glycinivorella is the source of this 792-nucleotide messenger RNA. RefSeq names its product putative thiosulfate sulfurtransferase, mitochondrial. The record is from RefSeq and is a predicted model, not a curated record. Gene Ontology annotation, molecular function: thiosulfate-cyanide sulfurtransferase activity. The transcript has 4 exons. The coding region runs from base 143 to 682 and encodes 179 amino acids. Lineage: Eukaryota; Metazoa; Arthropoda; Insecta; Lepidoptera; Tortricidae. Gene Ontology annotation, cellular component: mitochondrion.